Musca vetustissima is the source of this 3823-nucleotide messenger RNA. RefSeq lists its product as uncharacterized. The record is from RefSeq and is a predicted model, not a curated record. NCBI's taxonomy places the organism in Eukaryota, Metazoa, Arthropoda, Insecta, Diptera, Muscidae. The transcript has 4 exons. Gene Ontology annotation, molecular function: zinc ion binding; nucleic acid binding. The annotation marks the transcript as partial.
AUGCCAAUCACUCCUCUAGAUCUAUUCAUUAGAGCCACAGAUGCUGUGGUUAAGUUCGAGGCUCAUUAUAAUGCCCUAGAUACUGAUGAAUUAGAUAAAUAUGACUUAGAGGUUCGUAGUGAGGAAAUCCAAAAGUUAUGGGCACAGGCAUAUGAUAUGUAUGGAAAAUGCCUGGAGUAUUUGAUGUCUUCCGUAGAGGCAAAAAAAGAAGAUAUUGAUUCGGUUGAUACGAAUCGGGACACACCAUUAAACUCCUCUAUUGAUAGCUCGGUUGUGUCUUUAGUGCAGCAUUCAGUAGCUGGUCAGCUAGAUUCUAGAGUGAAUUUAAGCUCAUCUACUCAGGCUUCUCCUGGAGUAGGUAUUCCGGCUGAUACAUCGGCAAGCGCUACUAGGAGUUUUGUUUUAGAUCAAAUUCCAAAUGAUAGCGUUCAUAAUCUUGCGCUUCCGCCAUGUGAUACUGACGUUUUUGAAGGUGAUUUUCAUUCAUGGCCCACUUUUCGUGAUUUGUUUACAGCCGUUUAUAUUAAUAAUUCCCGGCUUAGUGAUAUCGAACGAUUGUGUCAUUUGGUUCGAAAGACUAGUGGAGAAGCUCGUGAAAUAGUUUCCAAAUUUCCAUUAACUAAUCGUAGUUUUGUUCUCGCGUGGAAAUCUUUAAAGGAAACUUAUGAUAAUCCUCGUGUUAUUGUACACAGUCAGUUGAAAUUGCUUUUUUCUUUGCCCGUCCUUGAUAGUGAAACUUGUUCUAAUUUGAAAUCGCUACAACGUGGCAUAAAUGGAUGUCUGUCGGCAAUGUCUACUUAUGACAUUUCUACUGAUAAUUGGGAUCCUAUAAUAGUAUUUUUGUGUUUGCAACGCCUUCCUAAAAUCACACAAACAUUAUGGGAACAGAGUGUGAAAGAUAAAUCUUCGUUGUCGUUGUGGAAAGAUUUAGAUGCGUUUUUGACAGAACGUAUUCAAACAUUAAUGUGUCUACACGAUAUGCGUGGUAAUGACGCGACAAAGCGUACAAUUAAAAAGGUACAGUCUCAUUUCACUCAUGGAGACUCUUCAGCCCAUUCUCAGGCAACUCGUCCUAAUAAUGAUAUUAAUUCGUCGAGAAAAACUGGUUGUUUACUUUGUCGCACUAGUAAUCAUAGAUUGUUUGAAUGUUCCCGGUUUAAAAGCUUGUCGUCCUCUGAAAAGUAUAAAUUUGUGAAACGCAAUCGUUUAUGCGUGAAUUGUCUCCGGAAAGGACACGGAGUAAAAAAGUGUGAUAGUAGUCGCCAUUGUUCGACAUGUAAUCAACCUCACCACACUUUAUUACACCGUGUAGAUUCCAAUUCGACUAGUUCUGCUCCGGUGAAUUCAGUUUCGACGAAUAAUAGGCCCGCAAAUCCUCCCUCGAAUGCAGAGCAAAAUUUACCAUCCACAUCUGCUGGUUGUGUUCCUCGUCAGGUCUUUCAUAUAGCUCAAAAUAGAUCUGUCUUGUUAGGAACAGCCAUGGUAAAUAUACUUCACUUAGGUGUUCCCUAUUUAGUUAGAGCUUUGAUAGAUCCAGCAUCUGAGUCCUCAUUCUUAUCUGAGCGACUCCAAAACCGUCUCAAACUACCUGUGCAUUCCACUAACGCUACUAUCUCAGGAGUAAAUUGUACUGUUUCCGCAACUUCUCGUAAAUCAUGUUCCUUGAGAAUUGGAAGUCCUGUUGAUAGCUGUGUUGUUUUAGAAACUAUUGCAUUUGUUUUGCCUUCUAUUUCGGGAAAUAUUCCAUCAUUUGCAGUGAGUUCGGACUUAAAAUCGCAAAUACCUGAUCUACAGUUGGCCGAUUUUAAUUUAUUUGAUCCGCGUCCUGUAGAUCUCUUAUUAGGCGCUGACCUCUAUCCGAAGAUUUUAUUAGCUGGUUGUCGAUCCUUAUUGUCUGGUAGUUUGCUUGCCCAGAACUCCAUUUUUGGUUGGUUAGUUACUGGGCCCGUUCCCACAACUGAAGUUCGAACAUUUGCUACCCAAAUCGAUAUAGCAGAAGAAGACUCGUUAAAUAAAACUUUGUUGCGUUUUUGGGAGUUAGAGGAACCUCCGAAACAAAAAUUUUUGUCCCCUUCUGAUCGUUUUUGCGAAGAUAAUUAUAAGAAAACAACGCGUCGAUUGUCGGACGGUAGAUAUAUUGUAACACUACCAAUAAAACCUGACAUUAAUUGUUUUGAUUAUUUGGGAAAGUCACGUGAAACUGUUUUGAAACAAUACUUUAGGAAUGAGUCGUCUUUGUUAAAAAAAUCGGAUGUUAAAGUUACUUAUGACGCGGUUUUACAAGAAUAUUUAGAUCUUGGUCACAUGAAAUUAGUAUCUCCCAGUUCCUCUACUAAUUCUUUAUCGUGCUAUUUGCCACACCACCCCGUCAUAAAUCCCGAUAAACAAACUACCAAACUUCGAGUAGUUUUCAACGCUUCCUUCAAAACCUCUAAUGGUAAUAGUCUGAACGAUUUGCUCUAUGUAGGUCCCACUUUGCAACUUGAUCUAGUGUUGUUGAUUCUUCGGUGGAGAGUAUUUAAAUUUGUGUUUAAUUCCGACAUCACACAAAUGUAUAGGCAAAUUCGUGUCGAUCAAAAGCAUACUUCGCUUCAAAGAAUUCUUUUCCGUGACUCCCCUUCCAAACCGGUUUCCGACUUUGAAUUACAAACGGUGACUUUCGGUGUAAAUUGUGCACCAUAUUUAGCAAUUAGAACGCUACUGCAACUCGCAGAAGACACCGAAGCUGAUUUUCCUCUCGCUGCGCACAUUUUGCGCAAAUGUAUGUACGUUGAUGAUGUACUGGCGGGAGCACACGAUCUGGAGACAGCUUUAGCUUCUAGAAAUCAAUUAAUUUCCGCACUCUCUUCAGCAAAAUUCGAACUUCGGAAGUGGACAGCCAAUAAUAUAUCGCUUUUAGAUGGAAUCUCUCCUGUUAACCUAUUAGAUGAGAAAAUAUUAUCUUUUGUAGAAUCUAGCAGUUCUAAGCCGCUAGGGAUAAGGUGGAAUGCACAAUUGGAUACAUUUUACUUCGAGGUAGCUCCAAUUGCGGAAAAAUCUACUUAUACUAAACGGGAAGUUCUUUCAGCCAUUGCAAAAUUGUUUGAUCCCGUGGGCUGGUUAGGACCAGUUAUUAUUGUUGCAAAAAUGGUUAUGCAAAAGGUGUGGUUGGACAACAUUGGAUGGGAUGAUUCCCUUUUACCAGCCACAGAAGCCGAUUGGCAUAGUUCUACUGACAUUGUCGCUUUGACUCCGGGUCAUUUCUUGAUUGGUGGUCCACUACUCGCUCCUCCAGAGCCCUUAAUUACUGAACAGCCCUUGUCUAUAGUGAACAGUAACAUGGAUAAAAUUACAUUUUUCGCUGAUGAUGGACUUGAGGACUACGACGAAUUGUUGGAGGAGAUCGAUAGAGCUACAGGUUCCUCUGCCACGGUAACUACUGCCACCACUGAUUCCCCGAUUAUAGUUCAGGAAGCUAUGGACACCUCUGAAAACGAUGCAGUUCCUCUAUCUCCGGUACCGGUACCUACGGCCACCAAAUCGAUAGAUGCUCCUGCUGUCACUAACGCGGCACUGGUUGCAUCUGAUCCAGUGAUUUAUCGCUGCAAAUUGUGCGACGGCAGACAUCCACUUCGCUUUUGCGACAAAUUUUUAGAUCUGCCUAUGGAUAAGCGACACAGGGCAGUCGUACUGCAUGGUUACUGCAUACGAUGUCUGGCACGGUCCCACCUGGCGAAAGAUUGCCGCAGUCGAAGCACUUGUCGUAUGUGCAAUGAACAACAUCAUACGUUGCUUCAUGAUGGUCCGAAGUCCUUUCCCAAAAAGUCCGUAUCUCGUCCUGCUC